ACGCCGGGAAGGGGACGGCCUCCCGCAGACCUCCCGCCCUCCGCCGCCAUGGCGCCGCCGCCGCCGCCUCCCGCCGCCCUCCUCCUCCUCCUCCUCCUGCCGCCGCUGGCAGCCGGUGCGUGGGACGCGGCCGGGUACCUGCUGUACUGCCCCUGCAUGGGCCGCUUCGGGAACCAGGCCGAGCACCUGCUGGGCGCCCUCGCCUUCGCCCGAGCCCUCAACCGCACGCUGGCCGUGCCGCCGUGGAUCGAGUACCGGCACCACCGGCCGCCAUACACCAACCUGCACGUCCCCUACGAGCAGUACUUCAGGCUGCAGCCGCUGCUGCGCUACCACCGCGUGCUGAGCCUCGAGGAGUUCAUGGCGGAGCUGGCGCCGCGGCACUGGCCGCCCGGGGAGCGCGUGGCGUACUGCUUCGAGGCGGCGGCGCAGAGGAGCGCGGACAGGAGCAGCUGUCCCAUGAAGGAUGGAAAUCCCUUUGGUCCGUUCUGGGAUCAGUUCAAGGUGGAUUUUGAUAAGUCUGAACUGUUCAAGGGAAUCUCCUUCAGUCCUGCAUACAAGGACCAGUGGAUCCAAAGGUUUCCACCAUCUGAGCACCCCGUACUUGCCUUACCCGGGGCUCCAGCCCAGUUCCCGGUCCUAGAGGAGCACCGCCCCCUCCAGAAGUACAUCGUGUGGUCUGACGAAAUGGUGAAGAAAGGAGACGCCUACAUUCAUUCCCUGCUGGUUAGGCCGUAUGUAGGAAUUCACCUGAGGAUCGGCUCGGAUUGGAAAAAUGCUUGUAACAUGUUAAAGGACGGGACAGCCGGGUCCCACUUCAUGGCGUCACCUCAGUGCGUGGGCUAUGACCGAAGCACGGCUGUGCCCCUCACCAUGGACAUGUGCCUGCCGGACCUCAAAGAGAUCAAACGUGCCCUCAAGCUGUGGGUGAAAAAGACAGAAGCUAAAUCUGUUUAUAUUGCUACUGAUUCCGAGCCCUACGCAAAGGAAAUACAGCAGUUCUUCCAAGGAAAGGUCAAAGUCGUAAGCCUGCAGCCGGAGGUGGCUCAGAUCGAUUUGUAUAUUCUUGGCCAGUCCGAUCACUUCAUCGGGAACUGCGUCUCUUCCUUUACUGCCUUUGUAAAAAGAGAGCGUGACGUGCAUGGAAAACCCUCUUCGUUUUUUGGCAUGGACCACCCGCCGAGGUUACGGGAUGAGUUCUGACCAAAAGAGGAACAGGCUCGAUAGUUCUCAGAGCUCUGAGCGCGGUACCUCGCUGAGGGACCACUCGGGUGCUAAGGGUGUUCUCCGCUGUGCAGAGCACACUGCCGGGCUGCCGCACGCCUGUUUCCAGCUCCUGGGUACUCCUCACAGUCACUCUUCUGACUGACCUCUCUUCUGUGUUUCCAGGGCGAUACCAGACAGAAAAGGAAUUUUAAAUCAUGAAGUUCGUAGGAAACUGGAAACUGUAAACUAUAUGCGUACAGUUCUUAUGAUGUAGUUUAUAUCUCUCUCCAUCCUCAUUUUUGGGGUUUGCCAACAAUUACAAAGAAGCUGCUCGGAUUUCCUCUCUUUUGCCGUUAGUAAUUUUAUCUGGAGAUGUUGAGAAGCUUCUCAUUGUCCAAAACUGACUGUAAGCUCUUUUAAAGAGCGAAGUAUUGUCAGAAAUUGUUUGUCAGAAAUACCAUGGUCCCUGAAAAGCAGCGCAAGAUAAAGCUCAGGAUAGGAAAUGAGAUCUGGGUUUUAUCGAGUGCGGUUAUUGCCUUACUGGACCCACAUCACCUCGGUGCCUCGCUUUCCGUUCCCUGGAGUGGACUGCCUCGCAGCAGUGCUCUGAGAGUGGGCGGCUGUGGAGCAACACCUUGAUCUCUCCGGCGGUGCUAGAGAAGCCUGGUGGUGGCAUUUACUCGUUACAGUUAUGUGUUCAGACGUUCUUUGUAUUGAACUGGGGAAAGGGUUUUUGGAGGGACAUGGAUGGAAGAUUGUUCGUAGUCGAGUUGGAGACGUAGGGUUUUGUAGCUGCUGAUGUAAGGUGGAAGUCUGUUAGAAAUGUAAUUGUUUUUAAGCUAAAACUCCUGAAGUAGCUGUAGCGUGGGUUGGUGCAUGUUUUACCUAGGUCCGUGUUAAUGGUUUCUGUUGUUGUUUUUUUUUUUAUUUCUGUACUCUGUAAAAAUAAUCCCUCUGACAACAGAAUUCCUGGUGGUAGGGCUAGUUCCCAGCACAGCUAACCGAAAGGCGUUAGCUAAUGGCGAAACAGCAAAACGAACAAAAAGCUUUGGUUUGCCCCAGCGCGGUUUACCUCCGGUACCACGUCAGGGUCUUCAGCGGUAAGCCUCGGUUCGGCCAAUGCCUCUUCGUGCUCCUGUCACCUUUUUUGAACACCGACUGCAGAACUUUGGUUAAUUCCUAAAAGUGCCACUCGUGAGGCUGUGCUGCCGGCCUGGCCGCCUCUAGUGCGGUCCAGAUAACGCCCUCCGAGCGUUCCCGGGGGUUUCAUUCCGGCUGAGUUUUGGUGUUUUGUUGUUACUGCUGUCGCUUGCCGCCCCCCCCUCCCCGUGCUGUGCAGGAGGGUGGCGGCUCCGUGCACCCAAAGCCCUGCUGGGCCCGGAGGAGCCCGGGGGUGGGCGCGGGGCCCGGCGGGGGGAGCAGGAGAAAGAAAGGGUGGUUGGUUGUGGGUUUUUUGGUUUUUUUUUUUAGAAAAAACGGAUUUUUCUAACAAUAAAGAGCUUUUGUAGGC
Cygnus atratus (black swan) is the source of this 2716-nucleotide messenger RNA. It is a transcript of the gene POFUT1, whose product is annotated as protein O-fucosyltransferase 1. Gene Ontology annotation, biological process: regulation of Notch signaling pathway; Notch signaling pathway; protein O-linked glycosylation via fucose. Gene Ontology annotation, cellular component: endoplasmic reticulum. Gene Ontology annotation, molecular function: peptide-O-fucosyltransferase activity. NCBI's taxonomy places the organism in Eukaryota, Metazoa, Chordata, Aves, Anseriformes, Anatidae. Bases 49 to 1203 code for a protein of 384 amino acids. The record is from RefSeq and is a predicted model, not a curated record. The transcript has 7 exons.